This is a messenger RNA of Pelobates cultripes (western spadefoot toad), 18947 nucleotides long. The record is from the annotation of a GenBank genome assembly. NCBI's taxonomy places the organism in Eukaryota, Metazoa, Chordata, Amphibia, Anura, Pelobatidae.
AGGAGUUAAAUCACUUUGUUUCUGUUUAUGGAGCCCUAGCCACACCUCCCCUGGCUAUUAUUGUUCUAUACACCAAAACUGCUUCAUUAAGCUAAAGUUGUUCAGGUGACUAUAGUGUCCCUUUAAGAUCAUAUGAGAGCCACUCAAGACCUCUAGCUACACCGAUCUAACUACAAAUGCAGUUUUAAUUUUGAUUUGUCCCUAUAAUUAUUAUACGUAACUUAUUACUCUCUACGUUUUCAGCGCAAAGAAACUCUCCUUAAAGAAUAUCAGCAACGAGGGAAAUCCAGUUUAUUUACGGAUAGGCGAUUUGGGGAGUAUGACCGUAAACUCACUCCGGAAGAGAAGAUGUUGAAGAGAUUUGCUUUGGAAAGACAGGUAAUAUUGUUCAUCAUAGAAGCUGUUCUGGUAUAUCAGAUGUCUGUCUUUACACUCGUUAUUUAAUACAGUUCCUGACAGGGCUUUAUUGGGGAUGGUGGUUGCCAUUCAGAACUAACUCGUUAUGCAUAAAGUGGACUAGCACUCGCUAAACAUUUCUGUCCUUGGUUAAUCCUGACCACGGUGGACCAUUCCCAAUGUAUCAAUAAUCAUGAAGAAAGUUGGACCAUAUAGAUGGUGUUAAGGCAGAUCUUAUUGGAGAAUGAUACAGCAUUUUGGCUGUUUUAUGGUUUUCCAAUAAAAUGUGCCUUAAUGCCAUUAUGUGCCUGGUCCAACUUUCUUAAUGAUUAUUAUGUCAGAACUAGACCAAACAUCCAUUAUUUAUAUCACCAUGGGGAGAAUAAGAAAUGGCGUGUAUCCACUUGCUGCUGAGUGUUUUGUUGCGUAUGUUUAACAACAAUAUGAACUUCAUAUUCAAACUAAAAUCAAACUUAAACUUUGUUACUGUACUCCUUUUAAAUGGCACCUGCAAUAUUAUUAAUUACAAAUGGAUAAAGGUUGUUACUAUGUUCUGAUGUUAGAUGGAAUCGUGUACUAAACAAGAAAAGAAAGGAAGGUUAGAAGGUGAAGGGAUAUUGACUGGACUGGGCACAAAUGUGAUGUUUUGGACUACGUCUCCCAUCAUGCUUUGCCAUCAUUAUGGCUGGGCUGUAAGAGCAUUAUUUAUAAAAUAUUUUACCAGGAAGGAUACAUUGAGAUUUCUCUUGUUUUCAAGUACGUUCUGGGUCCACAAAUCAUUGCAUUGUUACAAUAGGGUACAAUAAAAUACAAAAACAAUAUUAAUACACAAUAUAUACAAAAUCUAACAUAGAACAGGCAGGAAAUAGAUAAUUAUGGGAGACGUAGUUCACAAUAUCUAGAGUGCCGAUGGUUUCCAAACUCUGUUCUUUAUCAUUGGUCGCUGUUAAGUUUGCAAGUUGUGUAGCGGGCAUGUGUGCAUUUAGGAAAUUAUUUUAAAAUCUGUUUAAAGGGACACUCCAGUGCCAGGAAAACAAAUCGUUUUCCUGGCACUGCAGGUCCCCUCUCCCUCCCACCCCCCAUCCCAGGUUGCUGAAGGGGUGAAAACUUAUCUGAGACCACCGCCGAUGUCCCUCGGCGGUGGUUUUCUAGAAUCGCCAUGCCUCCCUUAGCGUCAGCCCGAGGGAGGAGAAGGGAGACGUUCUGCAUGCGUGGCCGCCGGCGGGAUGUGACCUAAUGCUUUCAAUGCUGACGUUAGCACAGACUAUAGGCCAGGAAGUGCCCUCUAGUGGCUGUCUAGCGGAAAAACUGCAAAAAUUACAGUUGCAGGGUUAAGGGUAGUGGGAAAUGGCAUUGGGUGCAUUUUACGCAACUUUAAAGUGCAACUGUCCCUUCUCUGGAAGUCACAGCAUGUUAUUCCCUCAUCACAGUAAAACGCUGUUGAAGCUUUUACUAGUGUGGGUAAUGCUGCAGAGUUAACUAUGAAAACACACCUGUCAUGCCCCAAACCACUCAUGCGCAUAAGAUUGAGCAUACAAUGUUUUUCUCUGUAUUUUGCUAGCAGAUGUGUAGACUGAGAGAAAAUUUACAUAUAGGUUUUUCUCCCAGCUGUCAGUCAGUGUCUCGGCUUCUAGCGCUGACUAGGGAGUACAGGAACGGAGUGGCUUUACUCCAUUCCGACACGGGCACGCUGACACCACUAUUACAUUGAUAUCACAUUAGAGCUUCAAACUUUCAAACCAGUAAAAAAAAAAAAUUCUAAAUAUUAAUUUAUAUAUAUAUAUAUUUUUUUUUUUUUGUAGCGCAAUGUUGAGAAGCAAAACAUGUUUAACCUUAAUGAAGAGGAGGAGCUGACCCAUUAUGGGCAGUCGCUGGCGGCCAUUGAGAAACUGGACGAUGCUGUGGAGAGUGACAGUGACACAGAAGAACGAGGAGCUUUAUCAGGUGAGUGAUAUUGUUUUGGUAUUCGAGGCAUUCGCUAGGACUCUGGAAGUUGGAAGGUUUUUGUUUUUUUUGUAAAGGCAACACGUCAUACAUUAUAUGUCCUCGAAGAACUGUGAAUGUGUGUAUUGCUUUUUUAUUAUUUAUUUUCCUAUGUAUGAAUGGAGGCUUUGCAGUUGUUGCUUUUUAUAGUAUGAUGGUUGUUUUGCUCUCCGUCCCUCAGUAGAGAAAAGAGUAGUUGUCGUUUUUUUUGUUUUUUUUAUUGCUUACUACCCAUGUCCUUGAACUAGCCCGUCAAGGUUAGUCACUAGACCAGGCAUUGAACAGGAAGGUUAAAAUUUACUGUCUUGGCUGUUUUGCUCGAAAAUGUUGAAAGUCACAGUUUAGUUCUCUUACAAUUUACUGAAUAACCUGUGUAUCAUAUUAUUAAAAUAGUUCCACUGCUUUGGAUUGUUUAUGUUGCACGUUUUGCCCUUACAUUCUGGUUUAUGUUAAGAAUUGUUUGUCAGCAUAGUAUUUGGUUUUACUCUUUGAAACUAGAGCAGGAUUGUGAAGCUGGGCAGAGGAUAGUGAUGGAGGUUUCUUUAGCCUGUAAUACUCUGGCUUAGUGAGCUUCAAUGCAGGAGUUACCUUUAUAACAUGGGAUGUGUAAUUAACUGAAUGUUCUUUCUCUACAGCCGAAUUGACAGCUGCUCAUUUUGGAGGGGGUGGUGGCCUGCUUAGAAAAAAAGCCCCAUCUGAGCAGAAAGAUGAAGAAUUGGAAAAACCAAAGACGCGGAAAGAAUUGAUUGAAGAGCUAAUCGCCAAGUCUAAACUAGAGAAGGUGUGUCUUAAUUUUUUUCCGUUAUCACUUAAAGCCUUUAGGACUUUGCUUAUAACAGUCUGGCCAUAACAUCUGUAUUGCACCAUGGAAGGUCCUACUCACUGUGGAUCACAUGGUGUGUAAGCCAGACAUUGCGUGCUGACGUAGAGUCAGAUUGUGUUUAUAACAUAGGAUGUCAUUGUUCCUUAAGAAAUUGAGAAGUUGAGCCAAACAGACAAUGUAGACAUUCUAUGCUUGUGUAGAUAUUCUAUGCUGCUUGUGUGUUUGUAGACCUCCCAUGUUUGUUGUGUGCUUUUAUCUUGAAAUACAGAUUUGUUUCCUUUAUUUCCCGCUAUUUGCUCUUUCAUUUCAUUAUGUAAUAAUUUUUUUUAUUUUUAAAAAAAAUUUUUUAUUGUCCUUCUGUUGUGUUAAAUGAAGUAAACUCACCUGGGCUAUUUUGCUAAUUUUUUUUAAAGAGAGAAAGACAGAAUCAAAAGGAAAAGACGCUGGAGCUUACAGAAAAACUGGACAGCGACUGGAGAAAAAUCCAAGCACUUCUAGCUCAUAAGACUCCUAAAUCUGAACGAAAUGCUGAAGUAGAAAAGCCAAAGGUAGCUUUGAAGACUGACCUCUUCUCACUUGAUUGAAAAGCUGUAGGACGGUUUUUACUACAUCAAUCCUAGACAGAUAAUGUGGGUCAGCGUACUGUGAGCCUAAACAUAGGUUAGAGUUCAUUGAGCCUGGACCCAUGAGCUGACAUGGAUAAGAGUACCGUGAGUUUACAGAUGGUGUGGGAGAUGGGUCAAAUGUGUCUGGACACGAGAACUGACCCUAGUAAGGGUACCUCCUGUUAAAUAAUAAAGGUGACAUAGGUAAGAGUUUUGUUUUCUGCAAAAUAGAGCUUACACUCAUGCGAGAACAUUGUGUGUAUAGACUCGAGAACUGGCGUAAGAGCACUGGGUAAGAGCACAGUCUGUGUCAGGACAGACAGGGAACGCGGGUGGGAUCUGUUAUCUUCUAUACUUGUUUAACAUUUGUUUUCUGCCACUUUCUAGCCUGACGAGUAUGAUAAGAUUGUGCGUGAGCUGGGCUUUGAGAUGAAGGCUCAGCCAUCUGAACGACUGAAGUCUGAAGAGGAACUAGCUAAAGAAGAGCAGGAGCGCCUACAGAAUCUGGAGGUAAUUAUUAUUAAAUACGUCAUCUUGUCCAGCUCAAAUUUUAAUUGUUUCAAAGCUCCGUGGAAUCUCCCUUUAUUUAUCUCCUAUUAAAAUGUAAGUUUAUGUUCUGUUAAUAUAUAAAAAUCUUCACGAUUUUCAAAAAGUUUCUCUAUUUUUAAAAUCCUCUUGCUUCCUCCUGCCUACAGAGCCUCUAUCGUAAUGUCUGCUUUUACCAAUGCAAUUUGCUGUUGCUUUUAUUUCUGUGACAUUGACCUCUGAUGUAAAAUUAUAGGCUGCGCGGCUCAGGCGGAUGCGCGGAGGGGAUGACGAUAAACAUAUGAAGAGACCAACACAUGUUUCUGCAGAUGAUUUAAUGGAUGACUUCGUACUGGAUAAAGAUGAUAGAUUAAUGCUUUCCUACAAGGUAUGUGACUCGCAUAGUUUCAGAAUACAUUCGAGUGGGGGAAAAUCAGUUCAAAUUUAAAGAAUUAUUAUAUCUUAUUUUAUUAUAUCCCUGAGUAGGAUGGUGCCAUUAAUCUACCAGAGGACAAAGCUGAAACCAGUGAGGAGGAAGACCAUGAUGGAGAGGAGGAGGAAGACCAUGAUGGAGAGGACGAAGGGAUGGAGGAUGGUAGUGACCAGGAGGAAGAUGAUGGAAGUGGUGAAGGUUCAGAAGAAAGUGAUGCAUCAGACAAUUACUCUGAUCUAGAAUCUGACGCAGGAAGCGAUGGACAGGAAGAUCAUACUGAAGUAAAAACCAGGGAGAAAAAAAACAAAAGCAAGGAAGAGAUAAAGGCUGACGCAGAGGCUGCCAAGUCUGAGCUUCCAUUCACAUUCGCUGGUAUGUUUCUGGACAAGUCAUUCUUUUCUUGUGAUGUUCUAGAAAUAUCACUAGAAACAACUAUUUUUACAUCUCACUUCCCUUACCUCGUCUCCCCACUACCCUCAAUCCAUCUGAGACUCGACACAUUACAUCUCACUUCCCUUACCUCGUCUCCCCCCUACCCUCAAUCCAUCUGAGAAUAGACACAUAACAUCUCACUUUCCAUUCCUCAUUCCCUCCUACCAUGAAUCCAUCUUCCCCCUACAAUUACAAUUAUUUUAUUGCGCCAACAUAUUCCACAAUGCUGUUCUAUAAAUAAAACAAAAAUGUGUUUGACAAAUGUGAACUGUAAGUGAGUAAAAGUGGAAUAUAAUAAAAUAGAAAAUGCACUCACAUUGAAUGGAGCCCCUACAAUGGCUCCUAUAAUAUAGCAUGAAGUGGUAAAAUCCCCUCUCUAGGAUUAUUGCUACCUCUCCGUGAUGCAUAUAUGCAAGAGAACAGAGGCGCAGAAAUAUAGUGCACACUGCAGUAUGGGUAAACCACAUACAGGUGUAGCACAAAAUAGGUUGCUCAAUCCAUACAGCAUAGGUGGCAUAUACCCCACAAGGAAAAUGAUGUUCAGAGGAGAACUGCAUCAAAAGCGGGAGGCUCCAGAAGUCUUGAAUUACUAAUUUAUCGUUAUUGUGAUGUAAUAUAAAAACCACUAUAGAGUAUUAAAAUCGGACACAAAUAGUUACACUAACGCGUUGCACCAUAAAUGGUUUCACAAAUUGUUAGUUACUGGGACAGAUACUCAUUUUAUAACAAAUUGUAAAAUUGAAAUUCGCUGUCAUGUGAUGUCGUAAUUUCAUUCCAUUUCACCUCGCUCUUAUUUUCUUUCAGUAUACUUUUCCUCUUUUCCUUCAUUCCAUCUCAUGCCCAUAAUUUCCUCCUCCUCCAUAUUCCUUGAUCUCAUAUCUCCAUUCUUUCUAUCAACAAGCAUUUCUCACACAGCCUGCACACAGACAUUUGGAGUGUCAGGUCUGGAGAAGUGCAGGCUGCUUUUUGGACGUCUAUUGUCUUUCGGUAAAAACUUUACAGAUGGGAACAUGUAUCAUGUCCGGUUUUGGUGAUUUUUGGAUUUAUAUGUGAGAUUUAGAUUUAAAGUGGCAAUAUGUGCCUGAUUUCAUCAAUGUUUUCUGAUUGCCUUUUGUUGACUUUUAAUGGAAGAUUGUUUCCCAAACUGUGUUAAUUUGGUUGACUAACUAAAACUGUUCAGAUGACUAAAACUAAAAUGGCUUUUUAGUCAAAAGACUAAAUCUGAAUUUAAAUUUGUUGCCAAAAUUAACACUGCACAGAGGGUCUGGGAAAAGGGCAAAAGAGACAGACCAGGGCUUGGGAAAGAGAAACAUAGAGGAGCUGGGGAAGGGGCAAAAGAGACAGAUAAAUUAAACCCAAUAGAUUUUAUUCGUGUCGAGUAAAAUCUACUGAAGAUUUAAUCAACUAAAACUAUUCAGGUGACUAAAACUAAAAUGGCUUUUUUUUUUUUUCCCCAAACGACUACGACUAAAACUAAAACAAUUGAUGACUAACAUACGACUAAAACUAAAAAGGCUUUUUAGUCAAAAGAUUACGACUAAAACUAAAUUGAAAUUUUUUGCCAAAAUUAACACUGAUCCCAAAGCAGUCCCCUUGUGUUCAGCAUGGAGCUUUUGUGAUUGUUAGAUCUUCAGCAGGAUUUACUUCUAUCUAGUUUUUAUUUUUUUUAUUUAUUUUUAAAUUCUUUAUUUUGUGCGAGUGAUCGCUUAAUGGGAACAUGACACAUGAAACACGUCAAGACAUUUACAAUCAAGCAUGGUACAGUUGCGGGUUACUCAAGGUCUCAUUUCGUUAUUCCACUCAUUUUUAAGUAAUAGCGACUAGGAUUCCCUAUUAUGGGCAGGGUGUGGUAUGGCAGUAUACUUUUAUAGAGGGGUCUGGCCUUAGGUCUCGUAGUGCCUCUUUGGUUUUAUCGUGUUGGCGCUGUGAGGAAUUGGCUUCACUGAGGCAUUCAGUGAGGUUAAUAGUUACCCUGCUAGCCUUCGUUUGUGGUGACAUUUCGCUUGGCUUACUAUUGCUGGAGUGGAAGGCCUAGGGAAUGGGCCGUGGGGGUAUGGUAUGCUUAGUAAAAGUAUAAUGAACUUUAGGCCAUUGCUUGUUGUGUGGGCGGGGGGAGUAUAAUGUAACAGAGCGGUAGUCCAUCAGCUUACUGAGCCAUUUUAGACCUUGGGGGUGUAUGGGUAUAAAAUCUGCAUUAUUGGCAAUAGGCAGUCUUAUGGUCCAACCAACAUGGGUGUCUGUAAGUCCCGCGCUCAGGUGGGUGAGGUGUCCAGGUUCAAAAGGAGUGAUUCCAGCGACUGCCCAUGUUUGGCUCUCCGUUUGUAGUGCUUUCUCCCCUGGUAUACCUAGGUGUUGGAGAAAGGUGGGUGCUUCUGAGAGGCAUGUCAUUGUGUGCCGCUUGCCAGCUUUAUCCGCCAUGAUUCGGCAUGGACCCCAUUUGUAGGGGAUAGAGUGUUCUUGUAAUAUUUGGGUGAAUUGCUCGAGGGAUCUCUGCCAGGUAAGUGUGAAUCUUGAAAAGUCUCGAAAGAAAAUCAGCUGUGCCCCCUCAAACGACACUGUGGAGGAGCCUCUCACUGUCCCCAUUAUCGCUCCGCGGUCGGAGUCUCAGGUCAAUUUUAGCAGGAUGUCCCUGGGCGCUUUUGGAGCGGCGUUGGAAGCCUUGUUGAGGCAGAAACAAGAGUCUACCACUACUUGCUUCGCCUGUUUGGGCAUGAACAGUGUGGCGAUCAGCCUCCGGCAGUAGUGGAGGAGUUCUGCCCCUGCAAUCGUCUCUGGCACUCUCCGGAUUCUUAGGUUGCGGACCCUGGCCCUGUCCUCCAAAGUGGCUAUUUGCACUUGUUGGUCUACGCACUGUUUCUGGAGCGCCCCUAUAGCUGCAUCAGUGGCUGAUUGGGCCAGUUUGGUGCCCUCCAUUCCUUCCUCCAGAGCUUGUACCUUGUCAGUUAUUUUUGUGACCACCUUUUGGAUCGGGGCCAUGUCCGCGUUAAACAUUUUUUUUAUUUCAGCCAUUAGUGCCCUGAUGUCUGCUUUGGUAGAUGGUGCAGACUCUGCCAGCUUAGUAGCUGUUUGUGGCCCUGAGUGUGGCCAGGAAGAAGAUAGAGAGUUGGCAGCAGCGCUGUCAUUGUCAGAUGGCGUUGGCGUGUAGGCCUCAGCCGGCACCAUCUUGGCUCUGUCUGACCGCGUGGUUGUGCGGAGGUAAUCUCCAAUAUCGCGGGUACCCGAGCCCGGGUCCGCUCGAUGUUUCUUAGAUUUUUUUUUCCCCAUUGCUUCGGGAGUCGAGCUGGUGCCUUUGGGGUUGUAUAGCAGGGUCUGGGACGGUAAAUAUCCCCGUUUAUUGAUCGUGAUGCACAGAGCAGUCUCGGUGUGCGUCCGGCUCAUACAGGCGCUGGCUCCGCCCCUACUUCGAUCUAGUUUUAUUGUUGCUGAAUACCAUCUGCUGAUAAUUGUACAUUGGAUUCCCCACAAUAUUUGGUUUUUACAUGGUGUUCGUUAAUCCAAUUCAGUUUAGUAUCGUAAUAUUUUUAUUCUGUCAUGUUUAAAAUACCCUUUCUUUUCCAUUUAAAUAAAAAAGAAAUCGCUCUCCUUUCCCAUAUAAUUAUUUCAACGUAUAUAUUUUUCCUCAUUUUCACUGUUUAUUUUUUUUCAUGUUCGUGGGUUAUUGUGUUUGUUUUUGUCAACAAAGACGUAUGUUUUUCAAGUCUUAUUUUGCCAUUUUUCUUCCCUCGCCAGUUCCAGAGUCUUAUGAGAGUUUCCUGUCCCUUCUGGUUGGGAAGUCAGCAGAGCAGCAGCUGGUUGUGCUGGAGAGGGUUCAGAAGUGCAAUCACCCCAGCCUUGCAGAAGGAAACAAAGCCAAGUUAGAGGUUUGUCACCUUCUCCAGAUAUGCGUAACAUAAACACCAUGUUUAUGUACAUUGUGACAGAGACGUCAGGUUGCUGAACUUCUAAACAUAAAAUCUGCAAUAUAAUUUACUCUAUUAGCUCUGUACUGUAGUGAGAUCUUCCUGUCAUCCUGCAUCUCUGAUUACGAAGUAAAAAAGGGCAUGCUGUGAGACCUCGUCAGUCUUUCUAGUGGCAGACUUGGAAUCACAGCAGCCGAGUGUGAUUUCUUUUAGCUGUUUAAAUCCUUUUAAAUUGCAUGGCUAUGUGCAGGGCUCACUUUGAGCACACCUGUAAUCUUUGGGUCUCGUACCACUAAUUGUGGUCCCAGUUGACAAAGGGGACUCUCGGUAUAUUAAAGCGCACUGGCAUGCCGAAUUUACCUUUCCCCAAUCGAUUCCUCUUCUCUCCCUCUGUCAGGAUCUGUUCUUCAUUUCUUCCUGUCUGCUCUAGUUUUCUUUAAAACAUAGGACUUAUGGGUGGGGGCCCAGGGGGAGGGGGGGUGACAAUAAGCAUGUUUAGUAGACAUUCCCCUACUAACGAGUAGGGGCAUUUGAGAUAUUUUAAUCCCCCUUAAGCUAUUAUGGGGGUGAUAUUGACCCCCAUAUAGUGAGGGAAGACAUUGGGGGCUUAGGAAGUGGCGGGGAGCACUGCUCUCUAGCAUUUCUAUUUUUACAUAUUACAAGGAGGGGGCUGCACACCGGUAGCUUCCUCCUUGUAAUAAAACAAACGCACAAAGAGAUCUUCAUUAAUUCGUUUGAAAUUUCUAUUAAUUUAUUUGUGUUUCUGAUGAAUGAAUAGAUGAAAUUCCCGUUCGAAUGCCCAAGUGUUUAACUGGGCAUGUGCGGGAAUCUCACAGUGCUAUCUAGUGUGGGCAGAUGACUUGUCCCACAGGGACUUUAUCUACCCACACAAAGAUUGCGGCGCCCGGGACCUAGGUCCGGGCACAAAAUAAAGUUUACAACAGAGGUAAGAUGGGGGGAGUAGGGUCAUUUGGGCGUGACUAGGGAGACAAUUCGAUGUUGUGGAGUCGGGAGGGGGGUGAAAAAAAAGGGGGGGGGACUGGGGGAAUUUGGCCAUGACAGUGCCACUUUAAGAUAGUUGUGGUAGGCUCCCUGGUACCAGCAGAGAUUUAACGCUGCUGGUGAUUUUAAUGUAUGACAGUCUGUGCCGUCAGCAGGUGUUAAAGCCCUGCACAACAUGACGGCAUAGAUAGUAACAAUUUUUUCCUGCCACGGAGGAAACCGUACAUUUCUUCAUCUUAUUUUAUUUUUAUUUUCUAUCUGACUUUGCAGAAGCUGUUUGGCUUUCUUCUGGAAUACAUAACUGAUUUGGCCAAAAAAGACUCUCCUGAUUUGCCGAUGAUUGACAAGCUAGUGCUGUAAGUUAUACAGAGGGGGGGUUUUAUAAAUACUGGUGUAAACUAAAGGAAAAGGAUGGAUACGGUUUUUGUGUUCUUUUGUCUUUUAAAGUGCAAAGAUGCAGAUAUUUCUGUUACGUGCUCUUUGAAUGAUAUAUUGCUGCACCCUAAUGUGCAUUAUCACCCGUUAUAGGGUAUCAAAGUUACAAAAACAAUGUUUAAAUAAACUGCUGUUGCUUCUUCAUUUUAUUUUAAAACCAUUCCUUGUGCUGGAAUGAAGUCCGCUUUACAGCAUGAGUUUAUUCUGUGCUAUCUGUUUGUUUGUGUUUAUAAAGCAGAGCUGACCCUUUACUAGAGUACUUUUAAUAUCGCACAGACGUGUAAUUGUUAUGACAGUAUGGGUGACAUAUCAGAUUUGUUGCUACUGCUUUUUUUUUAUCUUGGACAUUUAACAGAAUCCGGUUGUAAUUAACCCAUUCUAUGCUGGAGCUUCUGUAUGUUCUUUUAUAUAGAAAAACGGCAAAGAAAAAGGCAUGUGGGAAAUCCACAGAAAUACAUGUAUGUAGCAUUAGUUAAAGGGGUAAAAUCUAUUCCUGUAAAUGGUGCUGCGUCCUCUCUCUUUAUUAUGUCCUUUAUAUGGUUUGGAUGGACAGGGAUCUAUAGUGUCCAUGUAAACGUACUUAAUUAUAUUAGUUCUACUUCUAAAAGCAGCUCUCUGAAGUACUUGGGAUAAACUGUUAAUAUUGAUAUCUUUUUGCUCAAAUAAUCCUUUUUUUUUUUUUUUUUUUUCUAUUUGGUUUCAGCCCCCUGUACAAUCUGUGCCAGACGUUUCCUGAAGCAGCGGCAGCCUGUGUCCGAGACGCCCUGCAGGACGCAACGGAAAGCAUGAAUGAAAUGCUGAAAAUCAGAAGUCGCAGCGCUCACCCUGAGUUACACGUGGUAUGUACUCAAAUCGGUAAUCUUUGAUGGUGAUAUUAUCCACCGUCUUGUUGGCUGAAGCUAAAUGACACAGAUGGCUAUUUCUUUAUAGCUUUUGUACAAGAAAGGGAUGAAGUCAACUGUUGCAUCUCAUAGAUUAAAAUGACCAGUUUAGAUACCCUUUCAAUCCUCUCUCUCAGAAUCUCAGAAUGCGUGGGUCACUCAGUGAGAUUGGAGAGAUCUAUAGAAUGUGUGUCAAUGUGUAAACUCUCUGGAUAAUAUAUCUUUAUAAACGUGGUCACUUAUGCUGAUAUUUUGCUUUCCAGCUAGUAUACCUAAAGAUUACCGGAUUAUUAUUCCCCACAUCGGACUUUUGGCAUCCUGUGGUCACGCCGGCAAUGAUCUUAAUGAGUCAGAUAUUGACGCAGGUAAGUUUCUAUGAUUCCUAUAGUAGACUGUUGUCGGAUGGCUAAUAAAGAAGCAGGAUUAAUGGAGGACGUAACGAUCUGCAAAUUGUACAUUUUACACUCAGUGCAUCCAGCGCAUAACUAAGCCAUCAACUUAUGUUUGACAUUACAAAUACUACCUAAACGUGGCAGACAUGGAGAGUUACUCUAACAAUCUCACUCGUAUGAAGUCUGAUACAGUCUUAUCAAAAACCCAAAAAUGCAUCUUCUAAAACAUUACACUCCGGUGUUUAGGGUUAAAAGGAUAAUUUACUUCCUUUUUCCCUUUGCUGCACAGGUCUCCUCUCUCACCCCUAGUACUGAUUUAUCCCACUAAAAACUUCCCACACUGUACGUUUUAAAAACUAUUCGCUAUGUGCAAUGAUUGAAUCUCUACUGACUGAGCAGGGUUAAGAUGGUUUGUGUCUAGAUCAGACUAGACAUGAAUUUCUAUUAGUCUCCGUGCCUGUGUUCCCUCUAAAGUGACCAUUGCUGUCUGUAUUCCAGUGUCCAGUCUCCUCGUUACAAGGCAUUGCUGCCGGCCUUUUUGUAUGCUGUAUGUUUAUGGAGUACGUGUCCCUGUCUCGGAGGUUUAUACCGGAACUGAUUAACUACCUCUUGGGGAUUCUUCACCUGGCUGUUCCAAACAAACAGACACCGAGUAAGUCUCUAAUUUACUACUCCUCUCUAAAGCAUUUAUAUUUUCCAAACCAGUAUUUUACAUGUGUAUUUUUUCAUACUUUCCUUCCUCUAUAUGCAUAAAUAUGUAGAAUCUGCAGUAUCAUAUACACAUAUAUCUGUAAAAUAAUAAUUCUACUUAUUUGUAAAGUGCCAUCACGUUCUGCAGGACUGUCAAUUGGUACAAGUAACACGGCACAUCUAAGAGACAGUACAAAAUUUGACAAACACAUGAGGAGUUGACAGCCUGAUUCCUGCCUAGAUGGAUAAGGGGAACAGAAGGUGGGGACUGCAAAGGUGAGAAUGAGGUUAAAGGACCACUAUAGGCACCCAGACCACUUCAGCUCAAUGAAGUGGUCUGGGUGCCAGGUCCCCCAGGUUUUAACCCUGUAGCUGUAAACAUAGCAGUUUCAGAGAAACUGCUAUGUUUACACUAGGAUUAAUCCAGCCUCUAUUGGCUGUCUCACUGACAGCCGCUAGAGGCGCUUUUCACUGUGAAGAUCACAGUGAAAAGACAGCGGAUGGCCAUAGUAAAGCAUUGAGAAACGCUUUCCUAUGGACUGUUCUGAAUGCGCACUCUUCUCUUGCUGCGCAUUCAGCACUAACGGGAGGAGGGGGAGAGUUCCCUGGCGCCGGAGAAAGGUAAGUGUUUAACCCCUUUCUGCCUCAUUGAGCCCAGUGGGAGUGGGACCCUGAGGGUGGGGGAACCUAAAGAUCCUAUUGUUUUCCUGGCACUAUAGUGGUCCUUUAAUGCCAAGUGAGAUGAGGGCAUUUAUUGGGUAAGUGGAAUGCAUUUGUUACGGAGUUGAAUGGUUGAACCUUUUUAGUUGUUUGUGUUGUCACCAUUUUUGAGUUUGUUUAGUUUAGCAGUAUAUAUCAGCCCAAUGUUCAAUACCGUGGUAAUCGCAAUUAAAACAGAUUUUCCCUGCUGUGUAGAGAUUGUUUCAAUGCCAUACGAAGUGUUAAAUGUUUCCAUUUUCAGAUGAUGCUUAGAAAGUCACGUUAUUUAAUGGUUUAAUUCUUACAGAUUACACACUGAUUCCCCCAUUUAAACCCCAUGGGAAACACACUGAGUUGCUAGUAAUUCAGAGCAAGGAGGACACAGACACCUGGGUGAAGAGCAAGCUGUCGUUAUCAGAUCUGCGUUGUCUGGGAAAUAAAACUGAAACCAUCCAUUUCAAGUGAGUAUCAGCAUUUGGUCUACGAUGCAAUCUGGCUAAAGAUCCAUCACUUGAUAACGUCCUGGAGGUCGUAUCCUUCUUCAGAUAAUUUUGUAGGAUUCAAGAACGUAUAAAAUCUCCAGUCAUGAUUCUCAUUCAUAUUUUUUUUUCUCUCUCUCUUCUUUUUUACUUUAAAAACUUUUUAUACUUGUAUUAUACGUAUUAGUGGAAAAACUGAAGCGGAUAGUUUUUGUUUCACAACUUUCUGUAGGGUGUGUUGUUUUUUUAUUAUUAUAACCUGAUACUGUUGUGCUUUAUCGUGAGAAAUCCUAUGUUUAACCCCUUAAGGACACUAGACGGAAAUUUUCCGUCAUUGCAGCACUCCCCUUAAGGACGCCCGGUGGAAAAUUUCCAUCCAAAAUGAAAAUUAACCCCUGUUUGCCACAAUCGUGGGGUAAAUCUUCCUGUCGUGUGUCUCCAUGUCGGAGGCACACUACCAUGUGCAGUUUUACUGAUUCAGCUCAUGUGAUCGUUCUGACCGGGAGUCAGAGCGAUCACACGUGCUGCAGUGAAACCCGAUCUGUUUCCCUGCAGCUCCGUGUGAGCUGUGAACUGCAGAGAGAGAGAUCAUUGCUGAUCUGUCUCUCCCUGUAAAAAAAAAAAAAAAAAGUUUGUUACAAAAUCACACACCCCCCUCACUUCUUUCAAAUAAAAUGUAACCCCUUCCCUGCCCUUUGAUCACUGCCUGCAUAUAUGUAUAUGUCACAUCAAAUUAAAGCCCUUUUUGUUGUCUAAAAAACGGUACAUAAUAUGUGUUGGUACAAUAAAUGAGAGAGAUGCAAAUUGCAUUUGAACACAAACAGCAAAAAUUGCUUGUGUUUUUAACCCCUUAAGGACACAUGACAUGUCAUGAUUCCCUUUAUUCCAGAAGUUUGGUCCUUAAGGGGUUAAGGGUAUGUCCAGCUCCUGCAGCUGUGUCAUUAAGGGGUUAAUUACAGUGAAAGAUUGAGCUGGUUGCUUAGAUGGGCUAUCUCUAAUCUAUAGUUGAUUUUUCUAUCCUAAUUAUUAUUACAUUCUAAUAAAUAGUGGGUGUGUGUGUGUAUUAGUGUUUUAGAUAUCGAUCAGAAUUCUAUCCAGAUGUGUUCUACCAUCUCUGAAUAGAGACACAGUAUUUUGAAAUGUUGUCGGGUCUAAAUUUGCAGAUGGUGGAAUAGAUUGGUGCAAGGUUUGACUGAAACAAUCUCUAGUGUUUGCUAAUUGUACUUUAUAUGAUCAGGGAAUCCAAAAAGGUCCUUUUUUUUUUUUAUUUUAUUUUUUUUAUUUUUUUGGGUCAUUCACUCUUUGUUACCGGUCCCAUUGAGUCAUGUAGCUGAGCUUAGUAUUGCUGUCUUGCAGAUUGAACUGUGUGGCCGUGUGUUUGGAUCUGCUACAAAAGUGUGUUAAGAUGUAUGGGCCUCUGCCGGCCUUCCGAGAGAUUAUACAGCCCAUUGCAUUGCUCCUCCGUGAACAUCUUCCGAUCGCAGAUUAUCCAGAGAAGCUCCAGGUCAGUAUGAUCAAACCACAGACUAUAAUUAGAAUGGUUUUCUUUGCCAAUAAUUCUUAUUACUGUAAGAUGUUCUGGUUCUGAGACUGGAUGCUCGUUUGAGCAGGGCCUUCCUCACCUCGUCUCUGUUAAUAUUUGGUAUGUCAACUACCUGUCGAUUAUCCCCAUUAUAUUAUAGAAAAGCAUUAUAGUAUUAUUUGUUUGUUUUUUGCCCUAUUGUCACAUGAUACAGCUCUGCAAAAUGUUACCACGCUAUAAAUAAUAAUAGAAUGCUUGCAUAUUUAUAUAUAGAGUACACUUUCUAAUUAGAAGUCCAGAGAUUUUAUGACAUGUUAAAGGUGUUUUCCUUAUACCUGUUUGGUAGCGGUAAAGAAUGCUAAUAGGGCUUAGCCAAUGAAGUCAAUCCAAAGAUGCCUGGAAUCGAUCUGCUAAUAAUGCAGGAGGGAAUGUUCUGCUUUAGUAGUUUUGAUUCUGCCGUCUGGAAGGAGAUAACCUUGCAUUGCAUGUGCUGAGAUGUCCUUUCUUUUAGGCUUUGCAUUCAGACAUUCUGAAAGAGAUUGAGACAUACACGAAGAAGCUGUACACACCCCUGGUGUUUGAAAAACAGGCGCCAGUCCCCAUGAAAAUGUUCACCCCAAAAAUAAUGCCUGUGUAAGUAUUUUUUGCUGGUGUGUUCCUUAUGUGAUAUAGUUAUACAAAGCCGGGAUAUAAUUGGCACAUAUUCAUAUUUGUAGUGUUCCCUUUAGUAAUUAUUGAGGGAGGUAUUCUUUGAGACUACUCAAUGCCUUCCCUGUCCCAUCAUAAACCAAACAUGGAUGCUAUACAUCUCCCUCCCAGCUAACUAUAAUGUGCAUGUGCAGAGGAACUAGCUGUGACUAUAUAGCCUUAGAUGACCGGGUUAGAUCUUGCAUACAGAGAAGCAUAGACCGUGAUCCUGCAUGCAGAGAAGUAUAGGCCGUGAUCUUGCAUACAGAGAAGCAUAGACCCUGAUCCUGCAUGCAGAGAAGUAUAGACCGUGAUCCUGCAUGCAGAAAAGCAUAGGCCGUGAUGUUGCAUGCAUAGGCCGCAAUCUAGCAAGCAGAGAAGCAUAGGCCGUGAUCUAGCAAGCAGAGAAGCAUAGGCCGUGAUCUUGCAGGCAAAGAAAUAUAGACCGUGAUCCUGCAUGCAGAGAAGCAUAGACCGUGAUCCUGCAUGCAGAGAAGUAUAGACCGUGAUCCUGCAUGCAGAGAAGCAUAGACCGUGAUCUUGCAUGCAGAGAAGCAUAGGGAUCAAAUAAGAACCGUUUCCCUUUUAUAAAUGCUGCACUGGUCCUCAUACUGAAACUUCAGUCAUUGAGCCCCUGGGUAAGAGAAGCCAGCUUCUUGGUUAGUCUACAUUUGCAUCAAGCGUGGAUGUCACUGUUCUCUACCAGCCUUGCCUGGUUUGGUCUCAUAACUGGAUUGGUUCUGUUUCAGACUUGAAUAUGGGAAAAGACAAGGGUGCAACAAAGUGGAGCGGGAGAGAAAAAGACUGAUUCAUAAACACAAACGAGAGUAUAAAGGAGCCGUUCGUGAAAUACGCCGAGACAACCAGUUCCUGGCGAGAGUGCAGCUCUCAGAGGCCGUGGACAGGUACGUAAUUCUCUUUCUGUUCACACAACGAUAAUAACAUGCACUGGGUGGCCAUGAACGCAGACAUUCUUUUAUUUAAUAACAAACAAACGUCAGAGCUAAAGCAUAGACUGCAGCAUUCACACACUUACACAUUUAACCAUCAGAGCUCUGAAGCAUUCAUUGUUUGCACCCUGAUUGAAAUCAUAAUGUGAAAGACCUAUUCAAGGUUGUAGCAUGAAAUACCCUGCGUUACAGUACUUUAAGCUGAAAUUUAUCUUGUGUACAUUAGUUGCAGACUGUCGGGGUGCCUGUAGGCAUCCAGCUAUAUUUCAAAGACGUUCACCUUCAUUUUGAGGCAAGUCAAGGUGAUUCAAAACAUCUUUGUAAUCAAGCAUGUUCUCAGGGUAAAUACAGCGACUUUGUUCAGAGGCUGGUCAAGGUGAUACAGUGCUAUUUCACAAUGAGAAACUUGCUAUAGUAAAUUUAAAGUGCGUACUGAUAGCUGCGUGUGAUGGGUCACAAGGCCACGAAUGAGCUGUUUGCCAUGCCAGACACAGCAGCUAUGCACUGUGGUAGCUGAAGGUGAUUCAUUUUAUAUGUUUAAUGUUGACAGUACUUCCAGCUUAAUCGCAGUUAGAGAGACUCACAACUUAAAAUCAAAAUUGCAGUUCAGUGUCCCUCUCCCAUACUUUAUGGAAUCUUAUAAUUUUUUUCAUCUUAAUCCAGGGAUGUGGAGAGGAAACGGAAAGUCAAGGAGCUUUUCAACAGUCUGUCAACGCAGGAGGGUGAGUGGAAGGCCCUGAAGAAGAGGAAGCUGAAGGGAAAGUAACGCACACAUAAUGGAACAUCCGGGAGACUAAAUACCUCUUCAGUAAUUGUGGAGAACUAAGAACUGGUAUAUUUUCCACUUUUUUGUGGAAAUAUUUCGGGACUAUUGCAUUUAAUUGCAUCACUUGAUUAGCCUGAGGACCUCCAUGUCACAAUAUGUAAAUAGUGGCUAACGUUUUAACAACUGUGGCACAGCCGUGCCGAGAAAUGCGACCAGGUUCGUGCCAGCUCAAAUGGUGGAGGAAAAGAAAUAUCGAAAAUGCCAUUUAAUUUCCACUUUUAUUAGUGGAAUCUUUUGUAUUUUUAAAUGCUAGAAAUGUGAUUCACCUUGUGUUUACCUGAACUGUCUAUGUAACACAACGUGUUAUGGGAUAUUGGGUAGCAUUUGUAUGCUGUGGCUUUAAAAAAAUAAAUUAUAAUAUCCCGUUCUGUAUUAAAUAUCAUGUGAUCAGUGUGCUAUCGGAGUAACUAAACCGUAACUAACUAAAAAUUCUAAUAUGCCAUUUUAUAUUCCUUUAUCGUUUUCCACAGUAGGGAGGAGGCAGGGCAGCCAAAUAUAAGGAACUCUGUUAAUUAUGUUGGAUUUAAGCUGCUGUGCUUUUAAAAGUGGGAUUUAUGUAAAUGGGGGAAAUCCUCUCUCCUGUCCUGUCUGUACACAGAUUAACAUCCUGCUGCUCUUAACCUGAUUGCCCCCAUAUUGUGUGUUGUUUUUUUUCUCUCCUUGGAAUAUUAAGAGGAAACAGGUGCAUAAUGAAUAUUACAGCAAUAGUAGUGGAAAAAGAAAUAGGAAUAAAAUACCAUAAUACCAUGACCUCAUGUGUCAACAGGAAGCCCGAUCACAGUGAUAUACAGGAUGAGUCCUGAUACAUUGACCGGUAUUAUCUGUAUCCUGCUCGGGGCUUUCUUGCUACAUCAUCUUCACCAGUGAUAUUACAGUGAACCUGCCUGUUACCCAGAUCUCACAUGUUACAAAGUGGAGUCCGUGCACAUCUACACAGAACAUGUUAGAUAUACUUUUAAAAACUCCUUCCAAAGAUGAUCAGUAUAGAGAUGUAAAAAAAAAAAAGUUUUUCUGUAAUGUUCGAACAAUAUGUUUAUGGAAACUUGCAGGCCGCAUGCAGCCCACAAUGGAUAUAUUUGCAGCCCACCUGCCCUGGGGCCACUUUGUGUUGUGGAUGUGACCAGCCUCAAGACAGGAAAGAUAUUUCCUGUUUGAUUCUUGUCUUCCCUCCCACGGCCAAUUGCGUGUUCCUGCAGGCCAGCUUGUCGCUCUUGUCUCCUGCUCGCAGUGCCAGAGGAGCGUCAGGCCUGCUUGAACAGAAAAGAGCAGUGCUGGAACCAGAUGACGG